GGCGAAGACGAGGUGAAGAGGUGGGCUCGCGACGAUGGGUGUGACCUAAUGGUAGCAAGGAGUAUAUAAGCCGAGCGACUCGACGCGCACCGCGAACAACCGACUUGAAGUGAACCAGAACGGCAGACACCAUGGGUCGCCUCAUUAUAGUAUCGUUUGUGCUCUGCGCUCUGAGCUCAACCAGGCUGAUACACGCGCAGUACCAGCAGCCUUACCAAACCACGACUCCCGUACCCAUACUCAAGCAGAUUGACAGGCACAACGAGGACGGCAGCUACAGCUACGGAUACGAAGCGGCCGAUGGUUCAUUUAAAAUAGAAUCGAAGUACCCCACAGGCGAAGUGUACGGGAAAUACGGGUUCGUCGACGACACCGGAAAGGUUCGCGAGGUCGAAUACGGCGCCUCUAGACGCGGUUUUGAGCCCGCUGGAACCGACAUCAACGUUCCGCCCUCCACCUUCCAGGGUAACACCGUUAGCGGUCCCAACGACCCCGAGGACGACGGACAAUAUAGAGAGGAUCCAUCCGUAUAUUAUACCGACCCCAAGUACACCAACGGCGAAUACUACAGGCCGAUAGAAAAGAGGAGGAACUACGCGAAACAGCCGAGUUACCAAGCUUCAGAGGUCUACAAUCCAGCCCCACAAAGAUACGAUACACAGUCGAGGAAUCAGCCCGCUGACCAGCAGCAAUUCCAGACUCAGUAUCAGCAACAGGAUCAGUCACCGGACUAUCGGUACCAGGAACAAGGAUCAUUUCAGUACCUAAGUGAUCGAUUCUACAAUCAAAAACGUCGCAAUCGACAGAAUAUCGGUGCUAAUGAUAAUUAUUCAAAUGACUAUGUACAAAUGAAAUAAA
Diprion similis is the source of this 858-nucleotide messenger RNA. RefSeq lists its product as uncharacterized. Gene Ontology annotation, molecular function: structural constituent of chitin-based larval cuticle. NCBI's taxonomy places the organism in Eukaryota, Metazoa, Arthropoda, Insecta, Hymenoptera, Diprionidae. The record is from RefSeq and is a predicted model, not a curated record. Gene Ontology annotation, cellular component: chitin-based extracellular matrix. The transcript is spliced from 4 exons. The coding region runs from base 132 to 857 and encodes 241 amino acids.